AUGAAGCGAGUACAAGUCAUCGACAAUGAAGACGCCCGCUACGCACCUCUUAUUGAGAAAGGUUUGGUCAAAGAAAACCACAGCUGGCUUAGUCCUGAAGCUAUCUCACACGAUAAGCUGAGCAUACCGGCUGAUGUGUCUUCUGCAUAUACACUAGGCAUGUGCGAUGAUGAGAUUCACAUCAACGUUUCUCAUGGUAUGCCCCUUAGUAUCAUGUGCCUUGAGCGCAAUGUAUCGUAUUGCAGAAAGGAAGAGAAUCUCGAAACGCUUACUGUAUACGCUGAACUCUUGAUAGGAACGAGAUCUUGCAUGCCCUUUGACAGGAAGAAAUCACUUGAAGUAUCCGAAAAAUGA
This is a messenger RNA of Pseudovirgaria hyperparasitica, 354 nucleotides long. RefSeq lists its product as uncharacterized. NCBI's taxonomy places the organism in Eukaryota, Fungi, Ascomycota, Dothideomycetes, Acrospermales, Acrospermaceae. Bases 1 to 354 code for a protein of 117 amino acids. The transcript has 2 exons. The record is from RefSeq and is a predicted model, not a curated record.